Schizophyllum commune H4-8 is the source of this 1443-nucleotide messenger RNA. RefSeq lists its product as uncharacterized. The record is from RefSeq and is a predicted model, not a curated record. The transcript is spliced from 2 exons. The coding region runs from base 1 to 1443 and encodes 480 amino acids. Lineage: Eukaryota; Fungi; Basidiomycota; Agaricomycetes; Agaricales; Schizophyllaceae.
AUGUCCUCACACUCCACGUACUCCUACGGGUCCGAUGUUGGCGGCAACGAUGAUGUGGGCUUUUCUUCACACGAGAGUGGAUCUCCUGCACCCGACAUAUGGCCGCCGCCCUUCCCCGUUCCGGGCGCUCGUCCCCAGUCCCGCGCUCACACACCCGUAAACGCUGUCGUAAACCAGUUCUACAACCGCACGGUCUUUACGGGUGCACUUCCCGCGCAGGGAAUGUCUCCUACUCGUUCGGACACUCCCGAAACCGGAGAUGUUUUCCUUCGCCACGGAGGAGCGCGUCGUGCGCCGACCCCUCUUCCUCAUUUCAGGGUUGGACUAUCUUCUUCGUCUGGCUCAGACACUCCUUCAGCUUCCAGCUUCGGAGAUAUCGCCCCUCGCCGUGCACGAACACCCAGAGCACGGACGCCUCUCCCUUGCAGCGCUAUCGAGCCGCACUCGGACCCUUAUACGUCGAUGUUGGCUUUCGUUCUGCCUCGUGCCGUGCAGGCUUCGGCUGAUGGGGAUCGGGAGCAAGGACUUUGCUUUCCCGACGGCAACUUCGUCAUCGUCUCCAAGGACCAUCAGGUUUCCCGCGUCCACAAGAGCACGCUCGAACUACAGGCUCCUCAGAUCGUCCGCCAAUCAAGGAGCUGGAACGAGGUCUAUCGCUACGCGCUACUCAAAAACGCCGACGGCGCGCACGUGGACGCCUUCCUGCGAGCCGCGUUUUGUCCCGAGUAUUUCCCGGCACCGCCGCAGCAGGUCGCCUUCAAGGUCAUCCGCAUGGUGUUGACCAUGGCGCAUGAGCUCGGCGCGAUACCUCUGCGGAGACGCGCGUUGACUCACUUGGAGGCCUUAGCUAAGUCAGCGCUUGAUUCUCCCAGCCAUUGGGCCAACGUUGCCACCAAGCUGUUCGUGGUCUCCUGCUCGCGAGAGGUCGGCGCUCUAUGGCUGAUGCCCUCGAUCAUGUACACGCUGACCUGCGUGUCUCCGCGCUCGUUCGACGUCGCCGCACCAGCCGACCACGAGUAUAUUUAUGUCCUGUCCGACGAAGACCACCGCACCAUCGCCAAUGCUCGGGUCAGUACCCGGAACUUCGGUGAGAUCAAGGCGCUCGUCUUCGCUAACACUCGCUGCGUCGAUCGCGCGUGCAUCAACUCGCGGAAUAGGUUACUGGACGUGAUCCACGACAGAUAUGAGAAGGACCCAUUACACGCUAUGCACACACUAUCGUAUAUUCUCCAACCUGAUGCAAAGGAAGCCUGCCGAAUCUGCUCGCAUUGCUAUGAUGUGGUCAAGCCCAAAGUGGACACGUUGGAGGACAAAUUCCUGGAGGAUCUGCCGACUCACUUCGCCUUUCCGACCUGGGAUGCUCUGGAGCACAUGCGCGAGCAAGACAUGGGCUGCCCUGGCCAAAUCCUACGCCCAGUGUGGAAGCAUAUCCACAAGGUUUAG